UGGGCAGGAGCCAGAAGAUUUGUAGCUACAAUGACUUCAGCAGUACUGGUGGACAUCCAAGAGGAGGUGACCUGCCCCAUCUGCCUGGAGCUCCUGACAGAACCCCUGAGCAUAGACUGUGGCCACAGCUUCUGCCAAGCCUGCAUCGCAGAGGACAGAGAGGAAUCUAUGAUCAACCAAGAAUGGGAGAGUUGCUGUCCUGUGUGCCAGAUCAGCUACCAGCCUGGAAGCUUGCGGCCCAAUCGGCACUUAGCCAGUAUAGUGGGGAGGGUCAGGAACGUGGUGUUGGGCCCAGGGAAGGAGCUGAAGGUGACUCUUUGUGCACACCAUGGAGAGAAACUCCAGCUCUUCUGUAAGGACGAUGGGAAGCUCAUUUGCUGGCUUUGUGAGCGUUCUCAGGAGCACCGUGGUCACCACACAUUCCUCAUGGAGGAGGUCGCCCAGGAGUACCAGGAGAUGUUCCAGGAGUCUCUGAAGAAGUUAAGGAAAGAACAGCAGGAAGCUGAGAAGCUGAAAGCUGUUAUCAAAGAGAAGAGGGCAUCCUGGAAGAAUCAAAUGGAACCUGAGAGACACCGGAUCCAGACAGAGUUUAAUCAGCUACGAAGAAUCUUGGACAAAGAGGAGCAGCGGGAGCUUAAAAAGUUGGAAGAGGAAGAGAGGAAGGGACUGAGUGUGAUAGCAGAGGCUGAGGGUCAGCUGGUCCAGCAGAGCCAGUCUCUGAGAGAGCUUAUCUUGGAUCUGGAGCGCCGAUGUCAGGGGUCAACCGUGGACCUGUUGCAGGAUGUGAGUGAUGUCACGAAAAGGAGUGAGUUCUGCACCCUGAGGAAGCCCCAAGCUCUCCCCACCAAGCUGAGAAGUAUGUUUCGAGCCCCAAAUCUGAAAAAGAUGCUGCGAGUGUUUAGAGAGCUGACAGAUGUCCAGAGCUACUGGGUGGACGUGACCCUGGAUCCGCACACAGCUAAUUUAAAUCUCAUCCUGUCUAAAAACAGGAGACAGAUGAGGUUUGUGGGCAGCACACUGUCUGGGCCUUCGUGUCUGGAAGAACAGUAUGACUAUAGCGUCCUGGGCUCCCAGCACUUCUCCUCAGGAAAAUAUUACUGGGAGGUGGAUGUGACCAAGAAGACUGCCUGGAUCCUGGGGGUGUGCAGUCACUCAGUGGGACCUGCAUGCUCUUUCCACCCAGCCAUGAGCCAGCACCGUGCCUACUCCAGAUACCAACCUCAGAAUGGAUACUGGGUGAUUGGGUUACAGCAUAAGCGUGAAUACAGAGCCUACGAAGAUUCGUCUCCCUCCCUGCUCCUCUCCAUCACUGUGCCCCCUCGCCGUAUUGGGGUUUUCUUAGACUAUGAGGCUGGCACUGUCUCAUUUUAUAAUGUCACGAACCAUGGCUUCCCCAUCUACACCUUCUCUAAAUACUACUUUCCCACCAGCGUUUGUCCAUAUUUUAAUCCUUGCAACUGUGUAGUCCCAAUGACCUUGCGGCGCCCAAACUCUUAA
Messenger RNA from Lepus europaeus (European hare), 1497 nucleotides. Its product is annotated as tripartite motif-containing protein 6-like. Gene Ontology annotation, molecular function: protein binding; zinc ion binding. The transcript has 7 exons. Bases 31 to 1497 code for a protein of 488 amino acids. NCBI's taxonomy places the organism in Eukaryota, Metazoa, Chordata, Mammalia, Lagomorpha, Leporidae. The record is from RefSeq and is a predicted model, not a curated record.